This is a messenger RNA of Malassezia japonica, 1788 nucleotides long. RefSeq names its product non-specific serine/threonine protein kinase. Gene Ontology annotation, cellular component: cytoplasm. Gene Ontology annotation, biological process: intracellular signal transduction; protein phosphorylation. The transcript has 2 exons. Bases 1 to 1788 code for a protein of 595 amino acids. The record is from RefSeq and is a predicted model, not a curated record. Gene Ontology annotation, molecular function: ATP binding; protein serine/threonine kinase activity. NCBI's taxonomy places the organism in Eukaryota, Fungi, Basidiomycota, Malasseziomycetes, Malasseziales, Malasseziaceae.
AUGGCGUCCAGGCCGGCGGAGCGCGCGCCGAGCGCGGCGCUGAGCAUGGGCGAGGGGCGCGACGCGAGCGCUGUGCGCGAGACGCGUACGCUACAGCUGCAGACCCACGAGCCGAGCGGGCGGCGUAUGGUGAACCAGUAUAUCAUCGAGGACGAAAUUGGGCACGGCGUGCAUGGCCGCGUGCGCCUGGCGCGCGACGCUGCGAGCGGCGAGCGCGUUGCGGUGAAGAUUGUACCACGCGAGGUGCGGCGCAAGCUCGGCGACCGCCAGGCCACUACACCGCUCACCGACGAAAAGGUCCUGCGGGAAAUUGCGAUUAUGAAAAAGUGCCAGCACCCGAAUGUCGUGCAGCUCAAAGAGGUGAUUGACGACCCGCACAGUCGCAAGAUCUUUAUGGUGCUCGAGUACAUGGAGCGCGGCGAGAUCGAAUGGAAGGACUAUGCGGGGCGCCCGACCAUGACGGUCGACGAGACUCGGCGCACCUUUCGCGACGUGGUCCUCGGCCUAGAGUUCCUGCACUACCAGGGCAUUGUGCACCGCGACAUUAAGCCGGCGAAUCUGCUCUGGGACGCAGACUGCAACGUGAAAAUCUCCGACUUUGGCGUGUCGCACCUGAGCCUCGCGCCGAGUGCAGACGCGGCGGCGAGCCAGGCGAACGCCAUGCUCGACGAGGCCGCGCUCGCCAAGACCGCCGGGAGCCCCGCGUUCUUUGCGCCAGAGCUCUGCCUGUGCGGCGACGGCGGGGUGCAGUUGCCGAUUACCAAGGCGAUCGAUGUAUGGGCGCUCGGCGUGACGCUCUACUGCCUCUUGUUUGGCCACCCGCCGUUCAUGGCCGAGACGGAGUACGCACUAUUUGGCGUGAUUCCGUACGAUGACUAUGUCUUGCCGACGACCAUGGGCGCGGAUGAGGCCGUGAUUGGGCCGCGCGGGCCGCGCUGGGCGCCGCGCACGAGCCCCGGGUCGGACGAGGAGCAGGAGGACGCGCUGCCGCCGCCGCCGCCGGUCGGCAGCGACGUGCCGCCCGACACGCUCUCGCGCGACGCACGGCUCGUGCGCGACCUGCUCGACCGCCUCCUCGAAAAAGACCCGCGGAAGCGCAUCACGCUCGAUGGCGUCAAGCAGCAUCCGUGGAUCGUGCAAAACCUCCCGGACGCCGACGACUGGCUGCACCAGACCGACCCUGCGCUCGAGCCGUCGGUGCAGGUGUCGCAGGAAGAGGUCGUCGAGGCGCUUACCGGCCUGCCCCGCCUAAAGCAGAACCUCAAGCGGCUGCAGAGCCGGCUCGCGGGCUCGCUGUACAUGCGGCGCACGAGCUCCUCGUCGAGCGGCGCGUCAACGCUGAGCGAGGAGCCGUGGUCGCCGACCUCGUCGAUCACGUCGCGCUCCGAGACGGCGACGCCGGGCAGCGCCACGUCGGCGCACUCCUUUGCGAAUGCGUCGCGCCUCUUUCAGCGCGUUCCACUUGUGCGCACCGCGACGCUCCCUGCGCGGCGGCCGCAGCCCAGUGCGCCGCCGAUACGCACCGCGUCGAUGGAGCACGCGACGACCGAGCCGCCGACGCGCUCCGCGUCGCGCACGUCGCUGUGGCUUGCGCCGGGCACAACCGAAACCCACCCCUCUGUCCCCUCUGCUGUGACGCUGGAGCCUGCGAUGGACACGCUCCGCGUCGACGACUACGACCACGAUUUAUCGGACGACGACUUGGACGAGGACGUCGUGUCCCACUCCUCGAGCUCGCGGCGCACCGUCGACACCGUGUCGGACGAGCCGCGUGCGCGGGACACGUAA